This is a messenger RNA of Thunnus maccoyii (southern bluefin tuna), 511 nucleotides long. RefSeq names its product acyl-CoA-binding protein-like. Gene Ontology annotation, molecular function: fatty-acyl-CoA binding. Bases 240 to 500 code for a protein of 86 amino acids. The transcript is spliced from 5 exons. The record is from RefSeq and is a predicted model, not a curated record. Gene Ontology annotation, biological process: fatty acid metabolic process. Lineage: Eukaryota; Metazoa; Chordata; Actinopteri; Scombriformes; Scombridae.
UUUCCAUGACAUGAAUAUUAACAUUGAGGAACACAAGAGUAAUGAGAUAUGUUUUCCAUGCAGCCUUAUCACAACUAAGUCACGUGGGAGGGAACGACAUAAUGAAACAUUUGGCAAAACAUACAGCAGCGAAUGUGUGACACUGACAGACAACAUCAUUGUAGGACGAGUUUGACGACUGAAAACUGGGAUGUGAGUUCAGCUGCAGCAGCAAGGUGUGUCACUUUCUCUCUGCAGCCAUGACUGAAUCCUUUGAAAAAGCAGCAGAAGAGGCGAAGAUACUGAAACAGAGACCAAACCGUGAAGAACUGACUGCACUAUAUGGUUUAUAUAAACAAGCCACAGCUGGAGAUGUUAACACAGACCGUCCAGGGAUGUUUGACUUGACAGGACGAGGAAAAUGGGAUGCAUGGAAUCAAAAGAAAGGUCUGUCCAAAGAAGAAGCAAUGGCCUCCUAUGUUGAUGUGGUGGAGAAGCUGAAGGCAAAAUAUGGAAUCUAGAGUUUGUGUCU